This is a messenger RNA of Mollisia scopiformis, 1080 nucleotides long. Its product is annotated as TauD-domain-containing protein. Gene Ontology annotation, molecular function: 2-oxoglutarate-dependent dioxygenase activity. Gene Ontology annotation, cellular component: cytoplasm. The record is from RefSeq and is a predicted model, not a curated record. Bases 1 to 1080 code for a protein of 359 amino acids. NCBI's taxonomy places the organism in Eukaryota, Fungi, Ascomycota, Leotiomycetes, Helotiales, Mollisiaceae. The transcript has 6 exons.
AUGACGCCUUCGCUUGCUAAAGACCCAGUAUCAGAUCCAGAAAUUCGUGUCAAGCAGGCUUUUAACGAGAAGACACACCAUGGGCUAAUUUACCAGUACAACUACGCAGCCUAUCUCCCAGUCUACGACAACAACACUACAUUCCCACCCACCGAACCCUUCGAGUUCGCGGACAAAGGUACAUUAGCUGAAGCAACCAAGCCUCACCUCUUCAAUACCAGUGACCCAAAUGUCUCCAUCACCAAACUUACUCCUGGAGUCGGCACUGAGAUCAGAGAACUACAACUCAGCAAGCUAAGCGAUGCGCAGAAGAACGAGCUGGCGUUAUUGAUUGCUGAACGAGGGGUUGUCGUUUUUCGUGGCCAGGACUUCAAAGACGUUGGCGCACAGAAGCAGAAAGAAUUUGGAGAGUACUUUGGGAAGUUGCAUGUCCACCCUGUUGGAGCACACGUCCAAGACCACAUCGAACUCCACAACAUCUACCUCGGGCCAGAUAACCUCUACCGUGAUUGUCAUCUUUCGAUCCUCCCAAGUUUUCACAAUCCGAAAAUUCGCCCCAAAUCAACUCGUCUCACAACAACAGGCUACCACUCCGAUGUGUCAUACGAGCAUCAACCGCCCGCCAUCACCAUUUUGACACUGCUCCAACCGAUCCAGAAAUUGUUGGAGGGGCUAAGAGCUGAACACUCUGGACAUCCUCAAGCGGAGGGGGCGAGGAGAGAUGGAAAGUUCGUGAGGAGAGAACCGGUUAUUUCGAAGCACCCGAUUGUGAGGGUUCAUCCCGUCACGGGCCAGAAAGCUUUGUUCAUUAAUCCGGGAUUUACGAGGAGAAUUGAGUGGUUGAAAGAAGAGGAGUCGGAUGCGUUGUUAAAGUUGCUGUUUAAGCACAUCUCUCAUGGACAGGUCCGUGUGAAGUGGGAAGAUGGUACCGUUGCACUUUGGGACAAUAGGGUUACGGCUCAUACCGCUAUCUCGGAUUAUGAUGUUUCUAAUCCGGAAGAGGGGUUGAGACAUGGCUUCAGGAUCACAACCCUGGGCGAGAGACCAGUUGGCGUGAACGGGUUGGAGACAGUUUGGUGA